This is a messenger RNA of Rubroshorea leprosula, 818 nucleotides long. The record is from the annotation of a GenBank genome assembly. Lineage: Eukaryota; Viridiplantae; Streptophyta; Magnoliopsida; Malvales; Dipterocarpaceae.
CUGUUAUACCUGAUCCUUUUGCGAAGGACAAGAGGAUUUUUAAGUUUUCUGGAAGAAUUGUUCUUUGUAGGACUCACUGCUUGGUCAUGCUGGACCCUUUUUUUUACAGUGCGCCACUACGAAGUGGUUUAUUUAAUUCAUGAGAAGCAUGGAGAGGAGGUUGGGAGUGUGAACGAGAAAGUUCAAGACUUUCUAAGGGGGAAGAAAGGCAGAAUAUGGAGAUUGAAUGAUUGGGGACUUCGGAGACUGGCAUACAAGAUACAGAAAGCAACCAAUGCCCACUACAUUUUAAUGAACUUUGAGUUGGAAGCUAGAUGGAUCAAUGAUUUUAAGACCAUGUUAGACAAAGAUGAGAGAGUAAUUCGGCAUCUGGUGAUUAAGAGGGACAAAGCAAUCACGGAAGAUUGUCCUCCUCCACUUGAGUGGCACACUCUUCGUGCUGGUGCAGAUGAUUAUGACGAAGAAGAAGAUGAUGCAGAUUUUGAUGAUGUCUAUGAAGAUGAUGGAGAUUGGGAUGACGAGGAAGAUGUGGAUACCUAUGAAGAAGAUGAUGCCAUUACUGAAGACGGUAUUAUUGCUGAGAACAAGGAUGAUGAUACAGAAGAUUGGACAGCUAGUGUAGGUAACACAGAAAGAAAAGACCGCAAAGCUGAAAAGAUAGCUAGGUAAUGUGGUUUCCAAGCAAAAUUCUGCAUUCUUUUGGGCAGUAAUCUGGGAGGAUUACAUAAAUGUAGCUCUCUGCAAUUUUGUGGGACUAUUCGAUGUUAACUUAUAUCUAUCUUAACAUUACCAAUUCCCAUUAAAAAAAAAAAUUGCAA